AUGGAUAAUAUUUAUUUCAAAAACCAUUUGAAAUUAUUACUCAAUUUUACAAAAGUAUUAUUUUUAUACUAAGCAACACAAGAUUAAUUUAAUUUUGUUUAAGAUGUUAGGUGCAAUUCAGAGAAAACUAUUACUUUAUUAUAUGAAAAUCGAAGCUUAUUAAGAUGUAUUAAUUAAUUGCAAUCAUUUAGCUUAUUUGAAGAUUAAAAAAAUUGAGAAAAUUGGGAAAGGCAAUUUCUUUAAAGGACUGAGUUUAUCUUUGAAAUAAAGAUUAAAUUAUGAAAAAUGUUAUUUUAAUGAAUUGUAAAUUAAUUCAAAUACAGAUGUUAUUAUUUAAGGUUUUAAAGAUCUGGAUAAAUUAUUAUUUUUUUAAAGUCCUUUAUUAAAAAUAUUAUUUAGAUCAUUAUAAUAAUAAACAUUUUAUAAAACAAUGACAUUUAUAUCUUAUUUUACUUUUACUCAAAUUCUAUACUCAUGGAAUACUUUAGAUUAAUGA
Messenger RNA from Paramecium sonneborni, 496 nucleotides. The record is from the annotation of a GenBank genome assembly. Lineage: Eukaryota; Ciliophora; Oligohymenophorea; Peniculida; Parameciidae.